AUGCCACAAUUGCCUUCAGUGUUUGAGUUGAUAAACGAUCCUCUUCAUAACAAGCAGGAUAAGACGCCGCCGACGCCCCUACCCAGGAUAUCGUCGUCGAGCUCGUUAUCAAAUCCAUUGGAUAACACAUCACCUCCUCUUGUGAAGCCUCGGAAUGCUAACAGGCUUUCUGACUCCAAUAUCGAUUAUUUCAACUACUACAGCCCACAUCGGCAGUCGAUUUCGUCCUCGAUCGACUCAGUAUCCCGCAAGUCAUCCACCAACACAUCUAACAUCCCCACGUCCAUAUACCGCCACGACAGCAUAGGACACCGUCACGAAAGCAUAGGGCAUCUCCAACAUACGUCAAGACAGAAUAGCGUGAGUCAGGGGGCAAGCGACACUCAGGGAGGGGCCAUGGGAGGACCCAAGAUGGCGAAUGUCCCAUCGAUAAACUCGAUGUCGGCGAUAACACCGGUCCAGGUAUCUCCCCUGACGUAUACGGGACCCCAGGUAGGUGGCUCUGGAGCUAACCAGAGCGUUCUGGGGCCUAUGGGUGGGCCUACCAACGAGCACUUUCUUUCGAACAGGUCUGCCAGUCUUCCACAUGCACCGGUCGUUUAUCACGGCCUGGAUUACUACGGUAGUGUUCAGGGGACCAGCCAAUCGGGCAGGCUGAUGUUUUAUGCUCCUGGGCAACAUAGUCAAAGUACCAGUCCACCUAAAGGCCCCCUUUCUUAUCCAACACACAAUGCGCCUACAGGACAUCACAAUACCACCCAGUCUGAAGGGUAUGCGAAUCAACAGAUAAAUUUCACACAUCCUAUGUACGGACAAAGUCAGUCAGGUCCUGUUGGUGGCCCGGGAGGGCCCCAAUUCGGGCCAGUCGGCGUAUAA
This is a messenger RNA of Debaryomyces tyrocola, 876 nucleotides long. Lineage: Eukaryota; Fungi; Ascomycota; Pichiomycetes; Serinales; Debaryomycetaceae. The record is from the annotation of a GenBank genome assembly.